UGCGCCUUUAAGGGGCCCAGCGGAGGUUCCUGCGCGGGACGGCGUGGCCGCGAGGAUCCUGGCGGGACCGGUCCGCACCCCCAGCCCGCACCCGCCACGCUCCGGGACACCGGUCAUUCAAGGAGAUCAUACUGAGGAAUCUGGCUUUUAAUCUGAUAGGUUAUUAGAAGAAUAGAACUUCUUCAGAGAACUUCAAUGCAGAGCCGCUCUGGAGAGGAUGAAGAGCGAGGAGCUGGCGGUGGCCAUGGAAGAGACCUGCGGGGAGGAGGACGCGGCGGGGGCGCCCGGUGACGCUUUCCCCGGCCUGGCGCCGGCGCCUCCCGGCCGCCUGGGGGCGCCAUACUCCGAGGCCUGGGGGUACUUCCACCUGGCCCCCGCGCGCCCGGGGCAGCCGUCGGGCUACUGGGCCACCUGCCGGCUGUGCGGGGAGCAGGUGAGCCGCAGCCCGGGCUCCCGCGCGGGCACCCCGGCGCUGUGGAGGCACCUGAAGAGCGCGCACCGGCGGGAGCUGGAGGAGGGCGCCGCCCGCCGCUCCCCGCCCCCGGGCCCCGGCCCCGGCCCCGCCGCGGCCGCCGAGGGCGACUGGGCGCGCCUGCUGGAGCAGAUGGGCGCGCUGGCCGUGCGGGGCAGCCUGCGGGAGCGCGAGCUGGCGCGGCGCGAGGCGGCCGUGGAGCGGGGCGAGCGCGUGCUGGAGCGGCGGCGCCGGGCGCUGCGGGAGGAGGAGCGCGCGGCCGCCCAGGCGCGGCGGGAGCUGCAGGCCGAGCGGGAGGCGCUGCAGGCGCGGCUGCGGGAGGUGAGCCGGCGCGAAGGCGCCCUGGCCGCGGCCCCGCUGCACACUCCGCUCAAGGAGGAGCCCGAGGGGCAGCGGGACGGCUCCACCGUCACCAAAGUCCACCUGUAGGUUCCGGCCGCUCCCCGUGUGGCCGGCGGACCAGCGUCCUCAGCCUCACCUGGGAGCUCCUUCUCAGAACUGGAAUCUCCAGUGGAGGGCUUGGAAAGCGCUUCGGAAGCCUGUGCGGAACCAAAAGUCAGUUCGACCCCGCAGCCACCUAGGGAGCCUGGGAGAGCAAGCUCCAGCAGCCCCCCUUGCUGUUGGCGUUUAGUUGGCGCCCGUGCUGGGAGCAAGUUUUCCUCUAAA
Molecule: messenger RNA, 1138 nt
Organism: Pipistrellus kuhlii (Kuhl's pipistrelle)
Lineage: Eukaryota; Metazoa; Chordata; Mammalia; Chiroptera; Vespertilionidae
Gene: ZBED3
Product: zinc finger BED-type containing 3
Exons: 3
Coding region: 218-901 (227 amino acids)
Biological process (GO): regulation of transcription by RNA polymerase II
Molecular function (GO): transcription cis-regulatory region binding
Source: RefSeq, a predicted model, not a curated record